UGGUGAGAGAGAGCGUCAUUUGUUAUGGAAGAUGUCAUUCGUAAGAGGAGCUAUGAUAACUGCGUCAAAGUCAAAAGUAUUGAACCUCGCUAGGGCAUCUACUCUCCUGUGCAACCACAGUGUGAGACAACAGCUGCAUCCACUUCCUCAAACAGCCUUGAAGCCCCUUUACACACCGGGGCUUCAUGGCUUCAGCAGCACCUCCACCUCCACCUCCACCCAGCAGAGGACGGCUGUGUCGGAUACAGUACAGCUGACUGAGUCCUGUGUGAAGAGACUAGAGGAAAUUAUGGGUAAAGGCGAGUAUCUGAGAAUACACGUGGAGGGGGGAGGCUGCUCCGGGUUCCAGUACAAGUUUUCUGUUGACAACAACAAGAAUGAAGAUGACAGAGUGUUUGAACAGGGAGGAGUGGGCAUUAUUGUUGACCAGGACAGCCUGGAGUUUGUGAAAGGAGCCACUGUGGACUUCACCCAGGAGCUGAUCCGCUCCACCUUCCUCGUGCUCCAGAAUCCUCAAGCCGAUCACGGCUGCUCCUGUGGCAGCUCCUUCUCUGUCAAACUAUGACCCUGUGUCAAUGUUACUUGAAACCCUGAUUUACCAGUUUAUGUACAAAAUACAAUUAAAUAUCAUAGACGCAUUUAAACAUAAUCACUUCUAACUGCUAGUUUUUUAAGUCUGAAACAGUUGACCUGAAUAAAAGGCAGAAGUAUAUAUUCAUCAUUUUGCUGUUUUGCAGAUAGUGACAGUGUAUGCUCAUAGAUAGCUGAGUUCACAAUAUUCAACUAAUCUGUCAUGUGUUCAAUCCAAAACAGAGGCUCAAUUGAGGUGUUUGAGCAUGCAGUGCUUAGACUUGCCUUGCGUGUAAAAUAUGUAAAUAGACUAAAUCUAUGAUUGCAGAGAGCUAAGUUAUAUUGUAUUUGUUUCAUCUAAAAUAAAAUUGAGUGAAUUUCAGAAA
Molecule: messenger RNA, 956 nt
Organism: Anoplopoma fimbria (sablefish)
Lineage: Eukaryota; Metazoa; Chordata; Actinopteri; Perciformes; Anoplopomatidae
Gene: isca2
Product: iron-sulfur cluster assembly 2
Exons: 4
Coding region: 32-565 (177 amino acids)
Biological process (GO): iron-sulfur cluster assembly
Cellular component (GO): mitochondrion
Molecular function (GO): iron ion binding; 4 iron, 4 sulfur cluster binding; 2 iron, 2 sulfur cluster binding
Source: RefSeq, a predicted model, not a curated record